Molecule: messenger RNA, 3696 nt
Organism: Bubalus bubalis (water buffalo)
Lineage: Eukaryota; Metazoa; Chordata; Mammalia; Artiodactyla; Bovidae
Gene: ASB15
Product: ankyrin repeat and SOCS box containing 15
Exons: 11
Coding region: 1063-2829 (588 amino acids)
Biological process (GO): intracellular signal transduction
Cellular component (GO): cytoplasm
Molecular function (GO): protein binding
Source: RefSeq, a predicted model, not a curated record
UAGAGAGUUCCAGGAAAAAAGGGAGGGAGUAAGAGCAGUAAGUCCAAUAGAGGGCCUGAAAAAUAAGAACCAAAAAGUGUCCAUCAACCUUAGACACUAGCAGGUCAAUGAGACCCUUGAGAUGAGUUGUUUUAGUCUAGUGGUGGGGACAGAAGCCAGAUGGCUUUGUGAGUGCUGACAGUGACUGAGUUAAUCCAAGGAUACCCAUGUCAAAACAAACUUAGGGCAGAUUAUUUUCAUUAGAAAAUCAGUAAGACCCUAAGCUUUUUUUUUUUAAUAGAAAACAAACAACUCUUCCUGAUUAAAAUAACUUUCUGCUUGCUUUACCUCUGCUGCUCACUUUAUAUGUUUUAUAACUUGACAUUAAAAGUCUUGAUCAGAUUAGAUGUCAUUGCAUAUCAUAUCCCCAUCUGUGUAUCAGACUGGCAGCUUUGAAAUGCAAAUCAAAACCAGUAGAUUCCUACAACAAGAAGAUUGUAUUUAAUGAGAUUUGACAUGAGUCUGAAAGAUGAAGAAUCAGAAAUAAUGUGUGUUAAAACUGACUAAAAGUGGACUGGAGUCUGCAGAUACAAAGAGUCACAGGUUUGUUUCCUGAACCACUGAUUUUAAAAUAUUUUUAAAUUUUACUUAGCUGGUUUUGCUUUGUUCCUUCAUCAAGGACCCUGGGUUGGCAGGUCGUUUGUUUUCAUGAGAGCUUUUUGAACCAAUGAGGAUCUGGAUAAUCUUAUUAUACCUCUGUGGCCGUGUGCUUCUUGUGAUGAGGGUCCAGAGAAGUGGUGGGUAACGCUUCACUGUGUGCCAGGAAUCGCUCAUGUUUCAGUUGUACAAGGUCAGAGCUUAAUUUAGCCACCAACUGGGUACUUAAUUUUAGAUACACAGAGGAACACAUUGGCUCCAGGGCACUUCCUCUGAUUUAGGAAGGCAAGGCCCUGGAUAAGAAUGACAAGACGAUCAUUCCAAAAGGACGAAUCCUGAUGAUUCUCUCUGGAAUCUCCAGUAGAUGAUUUUCUCUGGGACCAUAGCAGUUUCAAGAAAUUUCCUGCUUUAAAAUUAUAUCCCGUCAUGGAUGCUAAUGAUGACCCUGAUGAAGAUCAUCUUACAAGUUAUGAUGUUCAGCUCAGUAUUCAAGAAUCUAUUGAAGCCAGCAAGACUGUAUUUUAUCCUGAAAGAUUUGUACCACUAAGCGAUCAGAACAGAAAGCUUGUGGAGGCCAUACAGCAAGGUCACAUUCUUGAGCUCCAGGAGUAUGUGAAAUAUAAAUAUGCUUUGGAUGAAGCUGAUGAAAAAGGAUGGUUUCCAUUGCAUGAAGCUGUUGUUCAACCCAUUCAGCAGAUACUUGAAGUUGUCUUGGAUGCAUCUUAUAAGACGCUCUGGGAGUUCAAGACGUCUGAUGGAGAAACACCUUUGACUUUGGCAGUCAAAGCUGGUCUGGUGGAAAAUGUAAGAACUUUACUAGAGAAAGGAGUGUGGCCAAACACCAAAAAUGACAAAGGAGAGACGCCCCUUCUGCUUGCUGUUAAGAGAGGCUCCUAUGACAUGGUGUCUGCUCUGCUUAAACACAACACCAGUCUUGACCAGGCCUGUGUGAAGCGAUGGUCAGCAAUGCAUGAAGCAGCCAAACAAGGCCACAAAGACAUCAUAGCUCUGCUACUAAACAAUGGAGGCAAUGUCCACCUAAAAGACGGAUUUGGAGUGACCCCGUUAGGUGUUGCGGCCGAGUAUGGUCACUGUGAUGUGUUGGAACAUCUGAUCCACAAAGGAGGUGACGUGCUUGCUUUGGCGGAUGACGGUGCAUCGGUGUUGUUUGAGGCAGCAGGAGGGGGCAAUCCUGACUGCAUCUCCCUCCUGCUGGAAUAUGGAGGAAGUGGAAACAUACCUAACAGAGCAGGGCACCUUCCUAUACACCGAGCUGCCUAUGAGGGACAUUACCUUGCACUGAAAUAUCUUAUUCCAGUAACAUCCAAACAUGCAAUCCAGAAAAGUGGGCUAACACCAAUUCACUCAGCAGCAGAUGGACAAAAUGCACAGUGCCUAGAACUGCUUAUUGAAAAUGGCUUUGAUGUCAAUAGCCUGCUUGCUGACCACAUUUCUGAGAGCUAUGAUGACGAACGGAAGACUGCGCUCUAUUUUGCUGUUUGCAAUAAUGAUAUCCUUUGCACAGAAAUCCUCCUGGCUGCAGGUGCAGACCCAAACCUAGAUCCCCUCAACUGUCUACUGGUGGCAGUGAGGGCCAAUAAUCAUGAAAUUGUCCGGCUGCUUCUUGCCCAUGGAGCUAAUGUCAAUUGUUACUUCAUGCAUGUGAAUGACACUCGUUUCCCCAGUGCCAUACAGUAUGCCCUAAAUGACGAGGUAAUGCUCAGGCUGUUGCUGAAUAAUGGCUAUCAGGUGGAGAUGUGCUUUGAAUGCAUGCAUGGGGACAUCUUUGGAAACUCGUUUGUGUGGUCGGAGAUAGAGGAAGAGGUACUGCCGGGAUGGACAUCUUGUGUCAUAAAAGAUAACCCGUUCUGUGAGUUUAUUACAGUCCCCUGGAUGAAGCACUUGGUAGGCAGUGUUAUUCGUGUAUUAAUAGAUUACAUGGAUUAUAUCCCUCUGUGUGCUAAACUGAAAUCUGCACUAGAAGUACAGAGAGAAUGGCCAGAAAUCCGUCAAAUACUAGAGAAUCCAUGCUCAUUAAAGCAUUUAUGUCGGUUAAAAAUUCGAAGACUGAUGGGGCUGCAGCGGCUCUGCCAGCCAACCUUGAUGGAGAAGCUCUCUCUACCACCAACUAUUCAAAGAUACAUAUUAUUUAAAGAGUAUGACCUCUAUGGACAAGAGCUUAAAUUGCCAUAAUUUAAAAUAAUAUUUUUAAAUGUGACUUUAAAAAUGUUUAAAUGAGAUUCCCUCAGAGAAUUUCUUGGAAUCAUGUUACAUCCUGACAUAUAUUUAAAUCCAUUGACAAUUUUAUAACUGGAUCCUGGGUUCUUUGGGGAACACCAUAUUUCACAUCUUUAAAGAACUUUACAUUGUGAUUUUUUUAAAGCGAGUCAAUAUUUUGCAUUUGCAUUUCUAUUAUCUUCGCUUGCAACAAGUCUUCAAACUCUCCUAUCAAGUGGCUCCUACAGUAUCCAUGAGCAAGUCUCUCCUUUGUUUGUAAAACAAAGAAUCACUUUCUCAAACCCCAGUUGCUGGCAAAUUCUGUCCUUUCUCUUAUUGCCACACUGUAUAAAAGAGCUCCUCCCUGUCUCUGCAGACGCCCUCAUUGUCAUCUGGCUUCUACUCCCUCCACUGCCCUUCCCAAGGUCCUUAUCAACUUGUUUGUUGCUGCUUUCCGUGAGCAUCCUCCAGUCUUUGCAACUGAUUGCUGCAGCAUCUGACACUAUUACCUAGUCUGCCUCCAGGAAAUGGUCUUCCCUUGGUUUUCCAGGUAUCUUGCUCUCUUGGCCCUCUUCCAACCCCUCUAACCACUCUGUCUCUGGCUUCUUUCUAUGCUGUGCAUCUCCUACCAACUCUUUAAUAACAUAUCUUAAGCCCUUUUUUUUAAUGCUAUGUUCAACAGGAAAUUUCAUCCAUACCCAUGGUUUUAUUUACAACCUACAUGUUUUUUGACUGUAAAAUUUAUAUCUGAAGUUCAACUUUUUCUCUCAUGCACAUGAGACCUGUGUAGACAAUUGGCCUAAAGGACUUUUGAAUACAAAGAAUCCUCAAAUUCAACAUAUC